Messenger RNA from Saccharomyces eubayanus, 1074 nucleotides. It is a transcript of the gene FPT1, whose product is annotated as chromatin-associated RNAPIII regulator FPT1. Bases 1 to 1074 code for a protein of 357 amino acids. Lineage: Eukaryota; Fungi; Ascomycota; Saccharomycetes; Saccharomycetales; Saccharomycetaceae. The transcript has a single exon. The record is from RefSeq and is a predicted model, not a curated record.
AUGCCCAACCUAGAAACCGUUUACCUGUACGCCGGUGAAGAACAGCCACGUGUGAAAUUGACCUGUAUCAAGGAAGGUCUCGCGCUACCGCAGGUUAUCAAGUUUGUACAUUCCAUCCAGGAAAUGUACGGCAUAGAACUGCAAACGUCCGAGACCAUAACGGAAAACCUGAAAAUAGCCUGUGCUCCUCCGUAUCUGAAGCCGAACUGUAUCCCUCAUUUCUAUAUCCUGGAGUAUGAGGAGGCCGAUGAUACUUUUUUCAUUUGGAAGUCGGACGGUCGCUGGCAACUGAACAAAGUUUCGGCCCUAUUGUAUCCAGACAGUGAUGUCAAUCUAGUCAAGAACACUUCAUGGAGGGACGUUUUUCAGAAUGACCACAGAUUUAAGAACUACGACAAACAAUCCUGGUUGCGACAAUGCCUGGAAAGGAUGAACGAGGACCUGUCAAAGUUGAACGUUGACCAAUUCUGGUCUCAAUUCGACAAGAUAUGCCACAACAUUGCCAAACAACAAAAGAACAAUGACCGGUUCAACAUGGACCUUUUCAAUACCUUCAAGAACGUGGUCUCCAUGGCUAUCCUAAAAACGAAAGUACUUUCGAAUAAACGGCUUUUAACAGCUACUUUGAGGGAUUACCACGACUCGCUGAAACAGAAACACCACGUUCGUGGCCGCGACAGCAACAGCAACGUAAAGGAAAGUAGUUCGGAAUCUUUAAAUAUCAACGGCCCUUCCACCUCAAUGGAAAGCGGCUCGAGAAACUUUUCUCCAAUAAAUUCUCUAUCCCCGUCUUCCUUGAGUACCGACGACGACACGACCCCUACAGACUACGUAUACAAGGACCUUGCAUCCAAGCCAAGUAUGGAGUUCAUGCAUUCAAGUGCUACCAACGAUCUGAUCAAGUCGAAUUUCGAGAGUUAUUUCAAGUUGAUGGCUGAAGAUUACGAAACCUUCGAUUUGAAAGCGUGGUCGAGACAAAGACCUCGUAAGUUCCAGAUUGUAGAAAGAAAAAAAAUCGCCAAAACCCCCUCCAGCAAUCGUCGUCCGCCUAAAGACGGUAAGAUAUCCUUCUAG